GGGUAUUAUGGCUACUCUUCAAGAAGCAAUACAAAGGUUAGAACAUGUGGAAAGAUUAUUAAAGGAUCCUAGUUCUUUUUCCCAAGAGGAAAUCAAGGAACAACCAAGCGAUACAUCUCUUAUUAAGACCUUAAAAAAGAAAAUCCAAGGAGAAAAAGAUAUUAAAUCGGUUGAAGCAGAAAGGGAUAGUCGACCAAAUAUAACCUUAACUCAAUGA
This is a messenger RNA of Entrophospora sp. SA101, 217 nucleotides long. Lineage: Eukaryota; Fungi; Glomeromycota; Glomeromycetes; Entrophosporales; Entrophosporaceae. The record is from the annotation of a GenBank genome assembly.